CCAUAUUGUGCAACCGAGUCAAUUUAAGCAACAAUCUGCUCUAAAUUCAGAGACAAUCAGGCAGCUGUCCUCCUUUUCUCACGACAGAAGAAGCGUUCUGUACUUUGUAGAGAUCAACUUUUUAUUGAAAAGAUCACAAUGGCUCAACAACCGCUUCUGUCCCUGCCCGAGUUUCAGAACGUAUCCAUGGCCACUUUGGUAGUGAAGGAGCCUCUGAACUUCUGGGGAGGACAGAGAGUGAAGCCGAAACAUGAGAAGAACGCCGAGGCAGUAUACGAACCUGCAACUGGCCGUGUGCUGUGUGACAUGAUUCCCUGUGUGGAGGAGGAGGUAGACCAGGCCAUAAAAAGCGCUCAUUCUGCAUACUUACAAUGGCGCAAGCUGUCCGGUAUGGAGAGGUCCCGGAUCAUGCUUGAGGCUGCCAGAAUUAUCAGGGAGCGCAGAGAUGAAAUUGCAAAAGUGGAAGUGAUCAACAAUGGCAAAUCCAUCACUGAGGCUGAGGUGGAUAUUGACAUAGCCUGGCAAUGUAUUGAGUACUAUGCUGGCAUUGCCCCCACAUUGUCAGGCCAGCAUAUACAACUUCCAGGAGGAUCUUUUGCAUAUACACGAAGGGAGCCGCUGGGUGUUUGUGUCGGCAUAGGAGCCUGGAAUUAUCCCUUCCAGAUAGCUUCCUGGAAGUCAGCCCCGGCAAUGGCCUGUGGCAAUGCUAUGGUCUUCAAACCAUCUCCCAUGACUCCAGUGACAGCAGUCAUUUUGGCAGAGAUCUACAAAGAGGCCGGUGUCCCUGAUGGACUCUUUAAUGUGGUGCAAGGAGGAGCUGAGACUGGAUCUCUGUUGUGUCACCAUCCCAUGGUGGCUAAAGUGUCUUUCACUGGCAGCGUGCCCACGGGAAAGAAGGUUAUGGAAAUGGCAGCCAAAAGUGUGAAGCAAGUGACACUAGAGCUUGGAGGGAAGUCACCUCUUAUCAUCUUUAAAGACUGUGAACUUGAGAAUGCGAUCAAAGGAGCCCUCGUGGCCAACUUCCUCACACAGGGAGAGGUGUGCUGCAAUGGAACGCGAGUGUUUGUGCAAAGGGAGAUCAUGCCUCAGUUUCUUGAAGGAGUGGUGAAAAGGACCAAGGCCAUUGCUGUUGGCAAUCCCAUGCUACGAGAUACACGCAUGGGUGCGCUUAUUAGCAAACCUCACAUGGAAAAAGUGUUGGGUUUCAUCAGCCAAGCUAAAGAACAGGGUGCAAAGGUGUUGUGUGGAGGAGAGCGAUUUGUUCCCAGCGAUCCCAAACUGAAAGAAGGAUACUUUGUUUCUCCAUGUGUGUUGGAUAACUGCAGGGAUGACAUGACUUGUGUGAAGGAGGAGAUCUUUGGCCCCGUGAUGUCCGUUUUGCCUUUUGACACAGAGGAGGAGGUUCUUGAAAGAGCUAACAACACAACCUUUGGCCUGGCGUCUGGCGUCUUCACCAGGGAUAUAGCUCGAGCCCACAGAGUGGCUGAGAACCUCCAGGCAGGAACGUGCUACAUCAACAACUACAAUGUUGGCCCUGUGGAAGUUCCUUUUGGAGGCUACAAGAUGUCAGGUUUUGGGAGAGAGAAUGGACAAGUGACCAUUGAAUACUACUCUCAGCUCAAGACUGUUGUGGUGGAAAUGGGAGACGUGGAUGAAUUCUUUUAAGCUUGUGGGGUUAACAAUCAGCAUUUCUUAUGACAAUGUGAUUUUUACAGUGUUCAGAUCAAUAGCUUUUUCUGUGAGCACAUUAGUGAAUGGUACAUAUCUGUCUUCCGUAGGCUUCAAACAAGGAUACACAUAUAUGCAAAGUUGCUAAGUGUAAAAAGGAAUACAUUGGGCAAGAGUGGUACUGUAGUAGCAAUAGUUGAAUGUUCUUCUAAACUCCAGCUUUUCCCAAGGCAAUAUUUCUGUGUUCUUUGUUUCUGUCAUAAUCCAUGGAAACACUAGAACAGGAUUAACCGUUAACCAUAUGUAUUUUACAGUACUGUGAAGUAUAAGCGUUUGUCAUAGUAGUCAAAGCUAGCUAGUUUUCAGAUACAAAGCAAGUGCCUUCCUGAUUAUUUACAAGUUUAUAGCAUUUAAAAUAAAAGCACCUGGGUUUCCACAAAACAAA
Messenger RNA from Triplophysa rosa, 2113 nucleotides. Its product is annotated as 4-trimethylaminobutyraldehyde dehydrogenase A. The transcript has 12 exons. Gene Ontology annotation, molecular function: aminobutyraldehyde dehydrogenase (NAD+) activity; 4-trimethylammoniobutyraldehyde dehydrogenase (NAD+) activity. Lineage: Eukaryota; Metazoa; Chordata; Actinopteri; Cypriniformes; Nemacheilidae. The coding region runs from base 139 to 1665 and encodes 508 amino acids. The record is from RefSeq and is a predicted model, not a curated record.